Messenger RNA from Vigna umbellata (rice bean), 2147 nucleotides. NCBI's taxonomy places the organism in Eukaryota, Viridiplantae, Streptophyta, Magnoliopsida, Fabales, Fabaceae. The record is from RefSeq and is a predicted model, not a curated record.
UUAAUCUACGUGGUUGAUCUAUUGGUCUUUUUUGUUGCAGACAAAACUUAAAAGUGCUGUUCAGCUGCAAGACCUUUUAGAUGCCACACGGAUGCUGGUGCCUCGCACCAGACCAGAUAGUGACAGUGAGGCUGAAGAUAUCGAUCAUGCUGAAAAGCUUCGUCAAGUUAAAGUAGUUCUUGAGGAGGGAGGACAUUUCUCUGGCAUAUAUAGGAAAGUUCAACUAAAACCACUGAAGUGGAUCAAAGUGACAAAAGGCAAUGGUGAAAUUGAAGAACAACCUAUUGAAGCUCUUAUGAUUCUUAAAUAUGGUGGCGUUCUUACGCAUGCUGGCAGAAAGCAGGCUGAAGAGCUGGGAAGAUAUUUCCGGAAUAAAAUGUAUCCAGGAGAAGGUACAGGUCUACUUCGCCUCCAUAGUACAUACCGUCAUGAUCUGAAGAUUUACAGCUCUGACGAGGGUCGCGUGCAGAUGUCUGCAGCUGCUUUUGCCAAAGGUCUUCUCGACCUAGAGGGGCAGCUAACUCCAAUCCUGGUUUCCCUUGUUAGCAAGGACUCCUCCAUGUUGGAUGGACUUGAAAAUGCCAGCUUUGAAAUGGAUGAAGCCAAGGCUCGGUUGAAUGAAAUUAUUACAAGUAAAGCUACGACAAGUGAUAGCAAUGGAUCAUCUGAAUUUCCCUGGACGGUUGAUGGUGCUGGAUUGCCACCCAAUGCAUCAGAAUUACUGUCCAAUUUGGUAAAGUUGACUAAGAAGGUUACAGAACAAGUAAGACUACUUGCAAAGGAUGAAAAUGAGAAACUUACAGAAAGAAACUUAUAUGAUAUAAUUCCUCCCUAUGACCAAGCAAAUGCACUUGGUAAGACAAAUAUUGAUGUUGACCGAAUAGCUGCUGGAUUACCUUGUGGUAGUGAAGGAUUUCUACUAAUGUAUGCUCGAUGGAAAAAGCUUGAAACGGACUUGUACAAUGAACGCAAGGAACGCUAUGAUAUCACCCAAAUUCCUGAUGUUUAUGAUUCAUGCAAAUAUGAUCUUUUGCACAAUGCACAUCUUAAUCUAGAAGGACUGGAUGAGCUUUUCAAAGUUGCUCAGAUGCUUGCAGAUGGUGUAAUUCCAAAUGAGUAUGGAAUUAAUCCAAAGCAGAAGCUGAAGAUUGGAGCAAAGGUUGCUCGUAGGUUGCUGGGGAAGCUUUUAAUUGAUCUGAGGAACACUCGAGAGGAAGCCAUUAAUGUUAUAAAGAACAACGAAGACCUUUCAUUAUCUGAAAAAAUUAAGAAAGAUGCAGAGGCCAAAUCAAAACUAUUCCAUAAGAAUGACGAAAUAGAUCAAGAUGAUGAUGAUGAUAAAGAAACCAAAUAUCGUUUAGAUCCAAAGUAUGCAAAUGUGAAGACACCUGACCGCCAUGUGCGAACACGCCUGUACUUCACAUCAGAAUCACACAUACAUUCUCUUAUGAAUGUUCUUCGUUACUGUAAUUUGGAUGAAUCCCUUCAAGAAGAAGAGGGUCUUGUCUGCCAUAGUGCUCUAGAGCGACUAUCUAAAACAAAGGAGCUUGACUAUAUGAGCCACAUUGUUCUUAGGAUGUUUGAGAACACAGAGGUAGCUUUAGAAGAUCCUAAAAGGUACCGCAUAGAGCUGACCUACAGCCGUGGUGCCGAUCUAUCUCCCCUGGAGAAGGAAGGUAGUGAGUGUACACUGCACCAGGAGCACACACUGCCCAUCAUGGGUCCCGAGAGGCUGCAACAAAUAGGAUCAUAUUUGACAUUAGAAACCAUGGAAAACAUGAUUCGUCCAUUUGCUAUGCCAGCAGAAGACUUUCCUCCUACACCUGCAGGAUUUUCGGGCUACUUCUCAAAAAGCGUUCUUGAUCGUCUCGUAAAUCUUUGGCCUUUCCAUAGGCAAUUCAGUAAUCUUGGAAAAUAGUCCUACACAUUUAAUCUGUCCUUCCUCUUUUAUUUUUUUCACUUCAAUAUAUUUUUGCUUUCUGAAAAUCUAAUGUCCUUUGGAAUAGUUUUCCUUACAUUUUAUUUUUUUAUUUCUUCAAAUGUACAAAAAUUAUGUAAUUUGGUCCACAGAGGGGGACCGAAAUGCAUCGUCCGACAGAAGAAUUAAAAGUAAAUAAAAUUUGAAUACAAGCCAUUUUAAUAGUAUU